Molecule: messenger RNA, 716 nt
Organism: Oreochromis aureus
Lineage: Eukaryota; Metazoa; Chordata; Actinopteri; Cichliformes; Cichlidae
Gene: trappc2
Product: trafficking protein particle complex 2
Exons: 5
Coding region: 164-586 (140 amino acids)
Biological process (GO): endoplasmic reticulum to Golgi vesicle-mediated transport
Cellular component (GO): nucleus; cytoplasm; TRAPP complex
Source: RefSeq, a predicted model, not a curated record
UAAAAGUGCAGUAGAAAAUAAUUAUCAUUUAAAAGAUUUAGUACAAAAAAGUUUCGCUACUUUAUUGUGUCAUCAUUUUGCGACUGCUGUUCUUGCGAUCCAGGAAACGCAACUAACAGGGAUUAAUUUCAGAUCAGUUUAUCUUUGCUAAGAGGAGAAGACGAUGUCUGGAAGCUUUUACUUUGUCAUGGUUGGUCAUCAUGACAAUCCUGUGUUUGAGAUGGAAUUCCUGCCAGCUGGGAAGCCCGAAUCAAAGGAUGAUCAUCGUCACCUAAAUCAGUUCAUUGCACAUGCAGCCCUGGAUUUGGUGGAUGAAAAUAUGUGGCUGUCCAACAAUAUGUACUUGAAAACUGUGGACAAAUUCAACGAGUGGUUUGUUUCUGCAUUUGUCACUGCAGGACAUAUAAGAUUCAUCAUGCUGCACGACGUGCGACAAGAAGAUGGAAUCAAAAACUUUUUUAACGACGUCUAUGAUUUAUACAUCAAGUUUGCAAUGAAUCCAUUCUAUGAAAUCAACGCGCCCAUCCGCUCAACUGCUUUUGAGAGGAAAGUCCAGUUCCUUGGGAAGAAGCAUCUCCUGAGUUAAUCACUUCACACAAAAAUUUCAAGUGUCUUUAUGUUGUAUAUAGUUAAUACAGUUGUUUCUGUUCUUCUUUAAAAAUCUUCAAUGUGUUCAGAACAAAAGUGGAUUUGUAUAAAUAGUGUUUUGCUUUGUG